Messenger RNA from Lytechinus variegatus (green sea urchin), 2499 nucleotides. RefSeq names its product elongation factor 1-gamma-like (gene eef1g). The coding region runs from base 75 to 1367 and encodes 430 amino acids. Gene Ontology annotation, biological process: translational elongation. Lineage: Eukaryota; Metazoa; Echinodermata; Echinoidea; Temnopleuroida; Toxopneustidae. The transcript is spliced from 10 exons. Gene Ontology annotation, molecular function: translation elongation factor activity. The record is from RefSeq and is a predicted model, not a curated record. Gene Ontology annotation, cellular component: nucleus; cytoplasm.
UCCCGGCGUGUUGUUCGCGCAGCUCUUCUGCUUCUCUUUUUGCAACGUCAACACGGUCUUUUCAGCUAGCAGCCAUGGCUUCCGGGACUUUGUACACCUAUCCCGAAAAUACUCGGGCAUACAAGAUCCAGAUCGCUGCUGGUUACAGCGGUACACAGCUGACCGUUGUGCAGGACCCACCGGCUUUCAAGCUUGGCGAGACCAACAAGUCAGCCGAGUUCCUGAAGAAAUUCCCGUUGGGAAAGGUCCCAGCCUUUGAGAAUGGAAGUGGAACAACAUUGUUUGAGAGUAAUGCUAUUGCAUACUAUGUGAGCAAUGAACAGCUGAGGGGUACUGAUGAUUUGUCAAGAGCUCAGGUUCAGAUGUUUGUCAACCUAGCUGAUAACGAGAUUGAGCCGGCUGCCAGCACAUGGGUUUUCCCAACAUUGGGUGUAGUACAGUACAACAAACAGCAAACAGAGAAGGCAAAGGAGUCAUUGAAAGCUGUUCUUAGUUUCCUCAACGAGUACCUCAAGACAAGGACAUUCCUGGUUGGUGAAAGGGUCACCCUUGCUGAUAUCAGUGUAGGAUGUCAGCUACUCCUGGCAUACAGACAGGUGUUCGAUGUAAACUAUCGCAAGGCCUUUGUCCAUCUGAAUAGGUGGUUUGUCACAUUCAUCAACCAACCAGAGGUCAAAGCAGUCAUUGGAGAAGUCACACUUUGUGAGAAAAUGGCACAAUUUGAUGCCAAGAAAUAUGCUGAGCUAUCUGGUGGUGGUGGUUCCGGUAAGAAGGAAAAGAAGCAGAAGGAACAGCCCAAGAAAGCCGAGAAGAAGCCUGAGAAGAAGGCCAAGAAAGAAGUAGUAGAAGAGGAUGAAGAACUUCCUCCACCUCCUAAGAAGGUUGAUCCAUUUGAAGACUGCCCAAAGAGUGACUUUGACAUGGAUGCAUGGAAGAGAUGCUACUCCAACAACGACACAAACACCGUUGCAUUGCCUUAUUUCUGGGAGAAGUUUGACAGAGAAGGUUACAGCAUCUGGCAUUGCGAGUACUUUCCAUUAUCAUACCUUGCAGACAACAUGGUCUUCCAGACCUGCAAUCUAGUAUCAGGAUUUUACCAGCGUGUAGAUAAGAUGAUGAAGCACGCGUUUGGUGUCAUGCUUAUCUUUGGAGAGGACAAAAGCACCCAAGUACAAGGUGUCUUUUUCUGGAAGGGAAAAUCUCUAAUCUUUGAUAGGAAUCCAGACUGGGCGGUGGACUCCCCCUCAUACAAAUGGACCAAACUAGACCCUGAUGCAGAAGAGACAAAGGAGAUGGUAAAAAAGUUCUUUAACGGGGAAGGAGACUUUGGGGAUCUCACGGUCAACCAGGCGAAGGUCUUUAAGUGAAAGAAAAUCUCUACUAUCCAUACUGCAAAACCAUAUGUGUCAUUUUGUUUCCAUUCAUAGUCUAACCCAGCGGUACCUGUCCAGUCACCCCCCCCCCCUUCACACACCUAAGUAAAAUCCCAUCCAAUCUUGAUAUGGUUUCGAUGCAGUAUGAAAGUAACAUAUAAAGAAUGGUGGUAAACUAACUUAUAAUUCAUAUCCACUCUAUUAUUUUCAAGUGUAAUCUAAUUUAAGACAGUCAAUGACUUUAAGUACUGUUUCUAAUGAGGGUUUUAUUUGUAUUCUUGUAUCAGUGACUUGACAUUAACAAGCCAAUCAUGAUUAUUGCCUUGCAAAUUUUGUGGUCAAACAAUAUUUGUGAGUGUUAUUUUGGUUUAAUAACCAAGUUAUUUCCAUCUGUGCCAGCACAAAACUCAUUUUACCAGCUCAUCUUAUCAUUCAAGGCAUCACAAAUUAUCCUGUCCUUUUCUGAUUAUCAAGGCUCUCAAAUUGGGUUCUAAUUUAACUUCUAUUUCAAAAUGUCCAGAUGUGCUGUGUCAUUUUGAAAAAGAAGAAAAAUUUCUCACAAUGUAGGUCUCCAUGCAAACAUCCGCAAUCCCACGCUUUUGUCCCUUCCUCCACUCCUGAAAAACCAGACUUUUUCUCUCUAUUUCUAUCUCUCACUUCAUAUAUUAGAUUCAAAGACAUGCCAGCAGUUGUGCUUUAUUUUCAGACUGUCAUAGAUCAAUAGAAGUAUAUCAAACUUCCAGAAACCUUAUUCUAUCUCUCCAGUAUGCGAUGGCAGCAGAAGCCUAUUGUAAUUGCCUUCAGUUGAUUUUAUGUUUUCUCUAGAUUAUCCUUUAAGAAAUUACUACUGAAGAUCAGAUUUAAGACCUAUUUAAGUCAGUUGAAAUUGUAAAAUAUACUUUAAAGUGCAGUUCAUAGUAAGUUAUGGAAUGAUGUGUGAGAAUUAUGGGAAAGUAAUCAUCUGUUUUUACAUUAAUUUACUGUGUAUUUAUUUCAUGAAAAUUAUUCAUUUUAUGGAAGGUGUGGAAUGAGAUUCGCCAGUCCCAUACCUGGACCUCCAAGAGGUUAACAAAGUCCCGACAGCCAAGGAAAGAAGAUUUCAAUAAAGUCUUAUUAUUUACAACUA